UGAUCAACGGACGAUGAAAAAUUUGCGCUCCUUUGCAUCCUACCGUGAACAGUGAAGAUCACAAAAUUCUAUAAUGUCAACAACAAGUGGUAGCCUGCCCAGUUCGGCCGCAUCCGAGGACUCAGUCAUGUCGUUGGGUUCGGACGAUGGAAAUUUCGACAACAUACACGUCGUGGUCAGAGUUCGGCCUCUUACGCGCCAAGAAGAAGGAAGAAAAGAUAUACAAGCAGUAAGGUUUCCGGCAGAAGGGCAGAUUGCGUUGGAUGACCAUUCAGUGGGGCAGCCACGUGUAUUUACUUUUCACGUGGUUUUCGAACCAGAAGCUACACAAGAAGAAGUAUUUGACCAUUGUGGAAUAAAAAGACUCAUAGAUAUGGCUUUAGAUGGGUUUGCAUGCACUGUUUUGGCCUAUGGUCAAACUGGAGCUGGUAAAACUUACACACUAACUGGUCCACAGAGUGAUGAUUUACUCCGCCCAGGCGUAAGACCGUCCCCUGGUGUCGUCCACAUGGCUUUUGCUUAUCUUUUUAACCAAAUAAAGCAAAGAAAAGACAUUGAAUACAUAGUACAAGCUUCCUACAUGGAAAUUUACAAAGAACAGGUAUUAGACUUACUAAAUCCGUCCACAAAACCUCUAGCUGUCCGGUGGUCCAAAGAAAAAGGAUUCUAUGCAGAAAAUCUAUUUAGUGUUGAAUGUGAAGACGCUGGAGACUUAGAAGGAGUCUUGGACGAAGGUCGCAAGAAUCGCCAAGUGCGAGCCCACAACAUGAACGAGCAUUCAUCGCGUAGUCACACAAUUCUCAUCCUAACCUUGACAUCUGAAGUUCGAGAUUCAGAAGAUCCCACUCAUUACAUAAGGCGGUACGGUAAACUGUUUUUGGUGGAUUUGGCUGGAUCAGAGAAGACGAAGAAAACGAAUAGCCGUGGAGAAACCCUCAAAGAAGCCAACAACAUAAACAAAUCACUCUUAGUGUUAGGAAACUGCAUAUCUGCUCUCGCUGAUCCCAGAAAGCGAAGUAGUCAUAUUCCGUAUAGAGACAGUACGCUUACAAAGCUACUGGCUGACAGUUUAGGAGGCAGUGGUCUGGCUUUAAUGAUUGCCUGCGUCUCACCAAGCCGAGUCAACAUUGCCGAAACACUCAACACCCUCCGAUAUGCAUCUAGAGCAAAGAGAAUCAAAACCAAGCCAAUGGUUCGAAUGGAUCCAAGGGAACAAUUAAUAAUUAGUUUGAAAAGAGAAGUUCGUGUUCUUCGCAUGGAAAACAGCUUUUUAAGGCAACAGUUGCACUUAGAUAAUGGACUGCUAACGAACAACAAAGGUGCUGCCGCUGUUCGAGGAAACGUGCUCGUAGAUGAUAUGAAACCAGAUGAAUUGAAGACUAUGCUUCAACAAUACAUGAAUGACAACGAAUCUCUAAGGGAAGAAAAUGCUGAAUUGAGAUUUACCAACGACUUACUCACUAGAGAACUUGAACGAGUGAAUAAAGAAAAUGAACGGCUCCAGAAAGAAAGAACUAGGUCAGCUAAACAAACGAGGAGACCAGAUAGCAUAACUGCGUCAAGAGCAGUGCUGGGAUCUUCCGAUUCUUUGAUUGAUUCAAAUACUUGGAACAACGGUGCUUGGAGAUCGAUUAUAGAUGCUGAUGGCGAAAUUGAAUAUAUGAAUAAUCUGAACAAUAAUUUGACAAACAAUGGACGAAACCUACUCAACAGACAACAGCAACAACUUACACCAGCCAAGAGAAAAGUAGGGAAAAGUUUGGGAGAUAUAACAGAAAAUCAGGACGAAAACGAAGAAAAACAGCCAGUAGGCUUAAGAAGACAAAGAAGAAAUUCUUGGGGCAGUGGAAUCCCGAGACCUGUGGAUAACAGCAGAUCUUCUAAGUCUCCCCCACAGCAUACACCUACUGACGCUGACGCAGAAGAGAUGUUUGAAGACAGAAUUACACCAGAAUCAAACCCAACUACACCAGGCUCAAAGUUACCACCGCUUCUUUCUAUGCUCAUGCCUAAAAGCAGAGACAGGAAAAAAUCAGGAAAUAAAUCCAAAUUAAAAGAUCCAAUUGAUGGUGAAACUUCUACAUUGGCUAGAGAUCUAGAACAAGUGCAAAAGGCAAUCAGAGGUGAAUCAAGAGCAAGCAUGCGACCGACCAGGUAGUGGAUACUGUAAAUAUUGACCACACAACCAUACAUAAUUAUAUAUUUAAUACUUACUAACGGAAAAAUUGUACAUAAUGUUGUACAGAAAAAAUAUAUGUGGAAACACAGAUGGUUUAAAGAAGAGAUGAAUUUUAUUAACAUAAUUUAUCACCAUUGAAAAAAACAAAAUCAAAGUAUGCAACAUUGAUGCAUUGUUGAAAU
Messenger RNA from Argiope bruennichi, 2361 nucleotides. Its product is annotated as kinesin-like protein KIF12. Lineage: Eukaryota; Metazoa; Arthropoda; Arachnida; Araneae; Araneidae. The coding region runs from base 74 to 2158 and encodes 694 amino acids. Gene Ontology annotation, biological process: microtubule-based movement. The transcript has 18 exons. The record is from RefSeq and is a predicted model, not a curated record. Gene Ontology annotation, molecular function: ATP binding; microtubule binding; microtubule motor activity.